Messenger RNA from Galleria mellonella (greater wax moth), 1900 nucleotides. Its product is annotated as methionine synthase reductase. Gene Ontology annotation, cellular component: cytosol. Gene Ontology annotation, biological process: homocysteine metabolic process. The transcript has 5 exons. Bases 277 to 1701 code for a protein of 474 amino acids. NCBI's taxonomy places the organism in Eukaryota, Metazoa, Arthropoda, Insecta, Lepidoptera, Pyralidae. Gene Ontology annotation, molecular function: FMN binding; [methionine synthase] reductase (NADPH) activity; flavin adenine dinucleotide binding. The record is from RefSeq and is a predicted model, not a curated record.
UAAAUUAAUGAACUGUAUAAAAGAAAAUAUUUUAUUUAUUUAUUACAUAAAUAGUUACUCUAUCUACGAUAAUAAUUCUAUUUUCUUACGAUCAUAGAUUAAGGCUAGUACCAGUAUGAUCAAAAUGACCGAGACGUUGACAAUUAGUUAAUCCUACUAGAUAACCUAGACUCUAAUCUGUACAGAUAACGUCAAAUUCACGUUCUUUCAGUUAUCUUAAAUGUUUUCUCCUACUUAUUUUUUUUUAAAUAAUUAUUGAAUAAUAUAUUAGUGAAAAUGGUUGUCAUAUACAAUUUUCAAGAUAUUUUUGAGGAAUCUUCUAAGGUUUCCAUGUUUACUUUACCAACACACAAAGAAAAUAACCUAAAACUCGAAUACGAAAACCUCGAUAAUGUUACAACGCUUUCCACAGUCUUCAGAGCGCAGGAGUCAUCAUUACCUUUUGCUGCUAGUGAUGUGUUCUAUGCCAACAUUUGUGACCAUAGGCGACUCACAGCAAUCGACGAUGGUUGCAAGGCUGUCUACGAAAUUACUUUUGAUAUAGCGGGAAGCAAUUUUAAUUUUAGACCUGGCGAUACAAUAGGUAUAAUUCCACAUAAUACCAGCGAGGAUAUCAACCUAAUAACAGACCGUUUGAAUUUAAGCACACAACUGAAUGUGCCAUAUAAAUUAUCAUGCAUUGUUAAUCAAAAAGGAGUCAAGAUACCUGCAAAUAUUCCUGUUAAGUCUACAUUAAAGCAUGUAUUAGAAUAUUGUGUUGAUCUUAGGAGUGUUGUGAAAAAGCUGUUUCUCUUUGCUUUAUCUAGUUAUACAAAAGAUGAGAAUGAGAGAAGGGUAUUGGAAUAUAUGUGCAGUAAAGAAGGCUCUGUUGCAUAUAAUACACACAUUUUGAAUCAUGGUGUAUGUAUUCUUGAUAUAUUUGCCAUGUUUAAAUCUUGUAAACCGCCUAUUGAAGUUCUUUUAUCACAUCUACCUAGAUUACUGCCUAGACCAUAUUCAAUAAUAAAUACAAAUAUAAAAGAUAGAAAUACACUGAAAAUUUGUUUUUCAGUGAUCACUUUGAAUAAAAAUAGGAAAGGCCUUACAACUGGAUGGCUAGAAGAAAUGAUUUUGAGAAAUUCUAACAUUGAAAAUCAAAUGGAGAAUUUAAGUAUUAAUGACAAUAUCAAUAACAAAGUACCUAUUUAUCUGAGGAAGAAUUUGUCAGGGUUUUCUUUACCUAUAAAUAAUGAAACACCACUUUUAAUGAUUGGACCUGGUACUGGAAUAUCGCCAUACAUGGGAUUUUUAGAAGAGAGACAGUACAUUAAAGAAAAAUAUUCCCAAACAAACAUGGGUUUUGCAUGGUUGUUUUUUGGAUGUAGAAAUCCAUCAUUAGACUUUAUUUAUGAGCAAGAAUUGAAAACUUUUCAAGAAAAUGGCAGUUUAAAUAAAUUGAGUACUGCAUUUUCAAGAGUUAAAGACUGUGGCUCCAAAUAUAUUCAGGAUAUAUUGAUAGAAAAUGGAGAAGAUAUAAUAAAAUUGAUAAAAGAUGGAGCCUCAAUAUUUGUUUGUGGAGAUUUAAAAAAUAUGGGGACACAAGUAAAAGAUACUAUAAAAAAAUGUAUUAUGAAACAUGAUAACAAAUCUGCAGAAGAAGCAGAGAAGAUUCUAAGUGAUAUGCAAAAAGAAAAGAGAUAUUUAAUAGAUUCUUGGAAUUAAAAUUGAGUUUACUGAAUAAAAUAAUGGGUAACAUGCUAAAACCUUUCUUCAGUGAAUGUGCACGAAAAAUUAAAGAGUAUGGAGGAGGCCAGAGAUCUGUUUGUUUUUAAGAAUUUAUAUUACAUUGUUUCUCUCUACCCCAAAUUAAUUAUGACUACCCUAGAGAAUUUAAUGUUAUGAAAUAUAUUUAUUUAUGUUU